Aspergillus bombycis is the source of this 2661-nucleotide messenger RNA. RefSeq lists its product as uncharacterized. Bases 1 to 2661 code for a protein of 886 amino acids. Gene Ontology annotation, molecular function: structural constituent of nuclear pore. Gene Ontology annotation, cellular component: nuclear pore. The record is from RefSeq and is a predicted model, not a curated record. The transcript is spliced from 4 exons. NCBI's taxonomy places the organism in Eukaryota, Fungi, Ascomycota, Eurotiomycetes, Eurotiales, Aspergillaceae. Gene Ontology annotation, biological process: protein import into nucleus; ribosomal small subunit export from nucleus; mRNA export from nucleus.
AUGCCGAAAGUGAUCAGUUACACACCUCCGUGGCUCUCACGCCCUUCUCCCGGAGCCUCCUUGUUUUCAAGCACAGCUCCGAAAGCUCCAGAGAAUAUAUCAGGCAAGCUUCAGCAAGAAAGUGACUAUGCUGGACCAACUCGCAUAUUGGCAAGGAGAGGAAACGAAGCGUUUACAGUGGUUGACAACCAGAUCCGUUGGUCGAGCCUAACGCGACUGAAGAACGAAUGGCAGCAGCAGACAAGAUCAAGGAAAGGCACUCCUGAUCAGAAAGAAGACACAGAAGGAAGGUCGGAUGCUAGCGACAGUGUGCACUACAGAGUCUUGACAGUUCCGGUUUACGAACAAAUCCGCCAACUCAUACCUUCCCCCAAUGGCGCUUUUCUGGCUAUUGUUGCAGAUCAUACGGUUCAUAUUGCCGUACUUCCGGAUCCGUCUCAUUUGUCUGGGACUGACAGCUCACCGAUUCGUGUGAAGACCUACCAGCUUGGGCCUACAACGCACGUGAUACCAGAGUCGCCUGUAGUAGCAGCUUUAUGGCAUCCGCUUGGGGCUCACAGCAACCUUGGAGGCUGUAUCGUUACCGUCACGGUAGAUGCCGCUGUACGCGUCUGGGAACUGGACCGAAAUAAUCAAUGGUCUUUCGACCGUCCUACAUUGGCGAUCGACUUGAGAAAGCUGGUGGAUGGCACCUCUUCUGACGAGGACUUUUCGCCUUCCGGCUUUGGAAAGAACAAAGGGUUCUCUGCUGAUUAUGUUGAUAUGGAAGUCGCAUCCGCUUGCUUUGGAGGCACGGGGAGUGAAACGGAGGACGCCUGGGCACCGACGACCUUGUGGGUUGCGAUGAAACCGGGCGACCUUUACGCCCUUUGCCCGCUCCUGCCCUCCAAAUGGAGAGCCCCAGCUACUACCGUUCCUUCGCUCUCCGCAGCUAUAAUUCCAAAAUUGGCAGCCCUUGAGGAGGAUCCUGCUGAUUUUGUGGAUGAGCUGACUGCCUGCCGGCAACAGUACGAGUGGUUGACAGAAAUUGAUAACCAAGACCCCUUGCAUGUUUACGAAUCAAAUACGGGCCCAGAUUCGGAAAUCCUUACUCGCCCUGCCAAUCCCAGUGCAAUCCCUAGACUGCAAGGACCUUUCCGUAUAGAUACAGGAGAUGAGGUCGAUGACUUGGACCUCUGCGAUCUUCAUGUUAUCGCUGCCAAAGUUGACGUCGAUGCCCUCAUGAUGGGCGAGGAUGAGCUUUUGCUCGAGGAUAACGGAGAGGACAAGCUGUCGGCCACGGUUAUCUGUCUUUCUACAGGAAGUGGAAGAGUUCACAUUUGCCUUGAACUUGAUGGAGUAGAGGGACAGUGGCUUCCUAGGGCGAGAAAGAAUGCCUUUAGGACCCCACUCUCGGAGCCGUCUGAUCUAGUCUUGGUGGAAUCGCUGGACACCAUGAGGGAAGGACAACAAUCGUUGAAGAACUGGCCUACAUUUACGAAAGACGUGCAUUCGAGAUAUGACUUCUUCGUGACUACCGAGAACAAUGUGAUGUUUAUCUCCCUUUCUUCAUGGGUGCAGAGACUUGAGGCGGAACUUCGAUCCGAGGACACAAGUGGCUCGGGCUUCCGUUUGGAGGUUCUCUGUGAGGGCACUGUGUCUCUAAGAGAACGCAUCUUCCAGACAGACGAGGCCCAUAAAACUGCGAAAGAUCAACCAGACCAUCUCCCCGCCUCGGUGGUCUAUUAUGAUUACGAUCUUGGCUACUUAUUGCUGACCUAUCAUGGUUCUCAUCCAUAUGCUGCUAUCAUGGAUACUCCUGAAGUUUCUUUCCCAUCACUGACAGAACUGAAUCCGGAUGCCCGUGUUCCUGGUUCCCCCGUAUUGCCACCACGCCGGCCGCCUUAUCAGGUUCCCGCUAUCUUUUACUCGGAUUCUCCCCUGGAAUUCUUCGUCGACAAACAUAUUCCACAUCGCCAGCGACAUACUCUCAAGGAACAAGUUCGCCUGUCCCCGGCGACGUUGGACCUGGUUGCCGCUGCACAUAGGAUUCUGUCUGCUCAUACCAACGCCCUGGAGAGGGCAGCAUCAGACCUGUUCCGUCGGUGUGAACGACUGCAGGGAGAAAUGCAGGAGCAAUUGAAGCAACUCACUGAUGUGUCUGAGCGAAUCAAGGGAGUGUCGAGCGAAAUUGGUGAAGAUGGGGAGCGGAAAGAAAACUCCAGGAGUGGCGAGGCAUUGGAUAAGAGACUCCAAGCGGCAAGGGAUAAACAGGAGCAGCUUGUGCAGCGAUAUGAAGCAAUUCGCAAUAAGAUUCUAAAGUCUGGUGGAAGACCACUUAGCGAGAAGGAGCAGUCCUGGGUAUCAGAAGUGGAAACAUUGUCAGAAUUGUGUGGAGAUUCGAGACAGGAAGGCCGGGAUAAUGGCCAGCAGCUGUCUGAGAGACUGGAAACUGUGAAGGAGAUUGCAGCCGACCUUCUGGCUGAGGCCAAGUCUGUAGCAGCGAAGGCUCCCCCAGUAACUGAACCGGGCAGCCCGGCAUCACCUGGAGGUGCUCAACCUAGAGUUCCCCAGAGACUGCAGCGAGCCAAGAUUGCAGAUGCAAUGAAAAUGGUGGAACGAGAGUCUGCUGUUAUUGAAGCGAUUUCGUCACGCUUGGAACGAUUGAACGCCAGUAUAUGA